Messenger RNA from Gaeumannomyces tritici R3-111a-1, 944 nucleotides. RefSeq lists its product as hypothetical. Gene Ontology annotation, cellular component: Ctf18 RFC-like complex. Gene Ontology annotation, biological process: mitotic sister chromatid cohesion. The record is from RefSeq and is a predicted model, not a curated record. NCBI's taxonomy places the organism in Eukaryota, Fungi, Ascomycota, Sordariomycetes, Magnaporthales, Magnaporthaceae. The transcript has a single exon. The coding region runs from base 202 to 687 and encodes 161 amino acids.
CUUCAAUCCCAACUUUGUCCUGAAUUUCUCGCGCGUCUGAGCAGGCGAUUCUUAAUACUGCUUGCUGUCGAGUCCAUCAUAAAUCCCUCCGAAAGCAGACCACAACCUAAUCGCCUUUGAUCCACUGGCACAGGUAGCCCUUCAAGUGGUCGACAAUCCUCAAGCACGGCCAAAAACACACAAACACCACCUUCGCCCGCAAUGUCGGCGUCAACCGCAACGCUCCACCCGCCACAGCGCCAGCCCUCCUCGGCCUCAAAAGGGUCCCAAAGCCCGCUGCCGCCGCUGCUGCACACACCAUCGGGGCUCGCGCUGCUCGAGCUGCAGGGCGUCAUCAACACGGGCGAGGAAGACGGCGGCGGCGGCGGCGCGGCGGGGCCGACGCGGGUCGGCCGCCUCGACUUCCCCGAGUACGUGCCGGGCCGGUCCGAGGACGGCGGCGCGUGGAUGAAGCGCGUGUACCUCUACGUCGGGCUCAACCAGCGCCUCACGGGUGAGGUCAAGAAGCUGCCCCGGCCCGUCGCCGUGAUCCGGCGCAGGAGGCGGGAGGGGGAUGGGGAAGAUGGUGAUGAUGGUGAGGCGGGGGGAGGAGGAGGCGGGGAUGGCGAACUUGAGGUGGUCGAGAUUGUCCGCUACAAGCUGCUGUUCUCGCAGCGACCCGAGCCGAUAGGCAUCCCGGCCGAGUGAGGCUUCUGGGAUGGCAUUUAAACCAUGCUUGGCGAAAGGACACCAAGGAGACAUUUUGCGGGUAUAGAUUCCAAGAGGAAACAUUACGGAUGAAGCUCAAUUUUCUUGUUUUGUCUACUCUGAGAAAGAAGUAGGACAUUCACACAGCGAACUUGAUAUGGUCCCUGACUUUUGCGUUUUUCUUCCUUUUCUCCAUAUGUAGGACGGUAUCAUACACACACAAAAAAACACCUCAUGCCGCCCCGACAGUGGCCAAC